UCAGAUCUGUUGCAGGGCAUGUGAUCUGAAGUGUGUUUUCAUCAGAGGAAUUGCCAAAAGUCAGGCUUACAUGGUUGGUGAUCCUAUGGAGAAAAUAAUUCGUUUAAGAAAUGCAUGGGUUGCUGUGUACGUUGAAGGAGAUUGGCGGAUCAUUUUUCCAAAAUGGGCAUUUACCCCGAGGCAAGGCAGCACAAGGGAAGAAGAGGAAACCGACAGCACACUUCCGAAAGUAAAGAUGAAGAGGAGAGGUGGGACUAUAAAUGAAUUCUGGUUCCUCACCGAUCCGGAUAAGUUUGUUUUCUUUGCUCUUCCAGAUGACUCAAAAUGGCAGCUAUUAAAUGUACCUUUUGGUUUGGAGAAAUUUGUAAAGAUUCCCUAUUUAUACAAUCCCUUCUUUCGUGACAAUAUGCAUAUCGUCUCUGCUUUUAAGGGCAAACUUCAGGCGCUGCAAGGCAGGACAGAAAUUGUGAUCCGGUCUAAGAAUGAGGCUUGGGACGGUUUGUUAAUGUUCGAAUUAUCCACGUUAGAUGAGAAAACAGGCCAAUCACUUGCUGAUUUCGCGCAGUUUACGAAAUAUGUCAUCAUGUGUCGUAAUCGCACCACGUGGACAUUUGUCGUUCGCUUCCCAACUUCUGGAACAUACCUAAUGCGCAUUAGGGGUGGAAAAUCUCAGAAUUACCUGCUCAAGUUUUGUGAUUUCAAAAUACAGUGUGAUAAUGUUGUGAAAAAACCUAUAGAAUUGCCCUUUGAGCCCUCUUUUAUAGGAUGGGGACCUAGUCUACACACAGUGAAAUCAGGGCUUCUUAAUGCUACACACAACACGGGUAUCAUUCCAGUCAAAAUACAUAUUCCAACUUUAAUAGGUUUUGAUUUAGACACUAAGGAAAAAAUCCAUGUUGAUCUGUUGAACAAAACUAUAAAACCAAGUGAAAUGGAAGGUUGUAUGAAUUUCAGAGCUGCCAACCGUCAGCUGAACAUCUGGGUGACCGUUCCACAUGAAAGCGAAUACGCACUCUGUAUAUAUCUAAAGAAAGGAACUAAGGUGGAUAAUGUAUGCAACUAUCUUAUCACGUCCAUAGAGAGCAAGAAGAGAUAUAUCAACGAAACUUCGAAAGAGAAUCCUACUGAGACUAUGGUUAGGACCAACUUAAAAUACGUCACUGAGAUGGCCACUUCUCACAAAGAACUGGACGAUGCCAUCAAGGCCUUCAACAAACUGAGUCUAGAAGAUGAUGGGGAUCUGACUUUAGCACAGGAUAAACGAGACUUCUUAAAACUUCAAGCAGAACUAAGAGACGCAAUGAACCGCAGGUUUAUCAAAGUUUUGAAUCCAGUAAUUCAGAAAGCUGAGCAAUCUAAGUUUGCGUCGAAUAGUACCAUCCAGAGGCUAGUUAAAGAGGCAAAAAAGAUUGUAAAGAAUUUGAAGAAGUUGGAAGAAUUUGCACAUCCAGUUCUUUCGCUUAGUUUGUCCACCAUUGCCGAGAUCCAUGGCUACCGACAAGUUACACCGGAAAUUCAAGACGUCAUGACAGCUACCUAUAUGCUGCUGGGUGAAAAAAUCGAAAACAUGGAGGAUUGGGAAGAUAUACGUUAUUUGAUGGGGAAAAGCGGAAAGAAAAAGAGUCUAAUGUUCAGGAUAAAAACCUUCAAUAUGGCGGACUUGACGGAAACUGUGACGGAAAAAGUUGGAUCUAUUCUUGAGAAAUACGACAUCAAAAUGAUUCACAAUAAAAGCUCGGGAGUGGCCGCCUUCUAUGUCUGGUCGACCAGCAUCGUUCAAGAGAAAAGAGCGCUCGAACAGAUGGCCAGAGAACGGGAGGGAGAAACACUCCGCGCCCUUCAAAGGAGGAAAGGAAAACGUUACGUACUACAAAUGGGAUGCGUUGCGUCUUUGGAGGAGGCUAAUGUCUACGAGGGGUUAGAUCUCGAGGGAGAUUGGGAACACGAGGACAAUACGGAUUCUCUUGGCAUUCCAGAGGCAUUCGAUAAUUAUGAGGCACCAUCUCAACCGGUACCCUUGGACAUCAGCAUUUACAAUUUUGCUUCCGUUGAUGAAUACGCCCUUCAGAUUUUAUCUAAGGCACCCUCUGAGCUCUUCAUCAGCUACUCUGGUCUGGUGAAGUAUCUGACAAAACCUUUUAACGAUCCCAUCUUGAAGGUGCGUUCCAUUCUAGUGUGGAUGAGUGGACAAAAGUUGAGGACCAAGAAACUUCCUGCAUCAGCUUCGAAUACACCCGCUGGAUACAUGAACUUGAUAUACAAUAAAAAGGGAACUUUCGCUGCAUUUUUUGCUCUAUUGUGCAGACAAGCAGGCAUACACUGUGUCAUCAUCCAUGGUUUUUACAAAACCGCUCACUAUAUAACUGGAGAUGAAAUUGACCGAGAAAAGAGCCGAUGUAGUUGGAACGCCGUGUAUGUUGAAAAACAAUGGCGGUUGGUACAUCCCUUUCUGAUAUGUACACCUGUGGCAAGAUGGCCCGCCGAGAAUCCAGAAUGGGCCCUAAUUGAAGCCGGGGGCCAAAUGAUGCCCUUAUUUAAACCUGGUGAUGAACCAAAAAAGAGAAAUCCCAAAUCUUUAAAAUCCAGGUCCUUAACCACUGUGAGAUUCAAACGUGAAAUAUUCCCCGAGAAAUCUUUACCUUUGAGCAAGAGGAAGUCUAGAGAUAAGGGAGGCAAAGAAAGAGUGAAGGAUGAAAUGAGGAUUCACGAGAAACCAGAGAACCGUGUUUUCAAUGAAAACUUUUUUCUUCCAUAUCCAACUGAUAUGCUUGAUAUAUGUUUUCCAGAGAUAGAUAUCUGGCAACUUGUGAAUGAUGAAAUUCCCUUCGAACAAUUUCGGUAUCUUCCGAAUCUUCGUCCCUAUUUCUUCAUGAACAAAUUUGAACUUAUGACAGACAGAGUCGCUAUUCUUCAUUCCGAUUCCGGGAUAUUUCACAUAGAGAUACAAGAACCAGAAGAAACUCGAGAUGCUGUCAUGGCGUACGACUUGUAUCAGUAUAAAGGGACUCCUAGAAAUAAUGACGAAGAUGGUGCUUUUGUUUACCUUGACAAGUAUUACAAAACUUGGUACAUCCAAAUCAGGGUUCCUUCGCCAGGAACCUUCCGGUUUUCAUUGUUCGGAAGCCAAGAUGGCGAAGACUCUGAAUGGAUGGCAGAUUUCAGAUUACAAUGUUCUUCAGUAAGCGAUCGGUGCUUCCCUCUUCCAACCUUCCCUGGGGUAUACCUAUGGGGACCAAAAGAUCACACAGAGCGAGUGGGUUUAACCGAGCCAUCCCACCGCUGGGGGGUAAUUCCGAUUAAAAAGGGAGAUGUUCAACCGAUAAAGUUUAUUCUAGUCAGGAAAAUAGAUAUGCGCGUGAGGCUCCGCCAUCGACAAUUGCAAAAAGACGUCCUUUCACAGUUGAUGAAGUAUGAAGCAAACGGAGAAGAGCUUGACAUAACGGUCACUAUUCCAGAUUGUCAAGAGACUGAGUUUAAACUCGAGUUCGCAUUACAGAUAUAUGUUCUUGAUCCAGAAAAUUUGUUUUAUGUGAAUGCUGUAAAUUAUCUUUUAACUUCGAAAGACCCUCGCAAUAACGAAGACAGAAUAAGAGUUAGAGAGAGUGUUCAGCAGAGAAAAGCUAGAGAUUUACUCGUGAAAGCCGCAUUUUCUGCAAAUAUUGGCGAUCUAGAGGAUGCCAUUGAAAAGGCCACUAGAGAGAAAAUAACGGAGCCUGACGAAGAUUUGGAGAGAGCUACCAGGCGACUGGGAUAUCUCCGAAAUCACACGAUUCUUCGGGAUGCAAUUUUGAGAAGACAUCAACAAACCUUGACCAGAGCUAUAGAAGAAGUAGAGAACAGUAAUUACAGGCAUGCAUUAACUCUCCAUUUAAAGCGAGCAGAGGCGCUUAGAAAUAACCUCAUCAAACUGAAGCAGUUUCGGCAUGCCGUGUUAGAACUGAAACCAGCGACAAUAGUUGAGCUACACACGUACGCUAACCCCCCACAGGAGGUCUACGACACAAUGGUGGCCACAUAUCUUGUUUUAGGGGAGAAUUAUAGAAAUCUUAAGAACUGGCCAGACGUCCAGAAGCUUCUCUAUAAGCAGAAGGCAGACGGCAUCAUUACCAGGAUCGCCGACUAUACUGGUGACGUAGAACACGACAAUAUCAUCAAAGCCAAGAAGAUUUUGUCCAAGGUUAGCUUCAAGGCCGUACGGAACGCUAGUGCAGGGGCUGCUGUCUUUUAUCAAUGGACUGAGAAAAUCAUUAAAGAGGUUGAUAAGGGAAUGUUUGUCCCAAAAUCAACAUGA
This is a messenger RNA of Saccostrea echinata, 4291 nucleotides long. RefSeq lists its product as uncharacterized. Bases 71 to 4291 code for a protein of 1406 amino acids. NCBI's taxonomy places the organism in Eukaryota, Metazoa, Mollusca, Bivalvia, Ostreida, Ostreidae. The transcript is spliced from 14 exons. The record is from RefSeq and is a predicted model, not a curated record.